Messenger RNA from Musa acuminata subsp. malaccensis (wild Malaysian banana), 872 nucleotides. The record is from RefSeq and is a predicted model, not a curated record. Lineage: Eukaryota; Viridiplantae; Streptophyta; Magnoliopsida; Zingiberales; Musaceae.
UUAAACCAAGGAAUACAUAGCUGUAGUAGAAUUAUACUUGUUGGAGAUACAGUAGUUGUCUUUUCUUCAUGAACUCAGAUGAGAUUGUAGCAGUGACUUCAGCCAAGUUAAUUGGACUAUGGAUUGGGUUACUGUCCAUCUCUUGGAUUUGCAACUGAACCUGUCCCACCAGAGUGAUGCCGGUGGAUUAUGUGCAGUGGUGAUAGACAUCAAAAGUCGAUUUCCUGGUCUAUAAAUAUCAGUCCACCAUGGUUCUUCAUAUCUCAUCAGCACAUACUGCCUCUGCACUCCGCCCCUUGCUCUGUUUCUGCUUUCACAACACUUAUCCAGAGAUGGAGAAUGCUUCUGGCUUGCAGCGCCAGCUUGCUAGAAUGAAGAAGGACCUCUUUGAUCAGGGGUACUUGGACGAACAAUUUGAUCAGCUAGAGGAGUUGCAGGAUGAAUCCAGCCCUAAUUUUGUGGAAGAAGUUGUCACAUUGUUCUUCAGGGAUUCAUCCAGAUUGAUGGCCAACAUUGACGACGCCCUCCAGCAGUGCCCUCGAGAUUUCCAUAGGCUGGACAACUUCUUGCACCGAUUGAAGGGCAGUGCUUCCAGCAUCGGUGCUGCAAAGAUGAAGAACGAGUGCACCAGUUUCAGAGAAUUCUGCAGUGAAGGAAACCUUGACGGAUGCCUGAGAUCGUUUCAGAAGGUGAAGAAUGACCACACCAUCUUGAGGCAGAAGCUGGAAAACUACUUGCAGCUCUCACUUGUGUUGUGGCAGUUGCUGAGGCAAGUUGGCCCCGUCGACAAAGCAUCUCGCUCUGGUAGCUGAGAAGACCGGAGAGGACGUCGCCCACCAACCCUUGCGCCAAUGUGAGCGAGCGUUCCCAUU